AUGGUUGCUGAAGACUAUGAGAAAAUCCUCAAGGGAAAAUAUACCGCGAAGAAGCAUGUUCAGAACGUCGUGAAUUUGAUCCGGGACAGUGAACCAGAUGUCCGAGGCCUCAUCUACAUUGAAGGAAGCAAAACCAGAUUCUUGGAAGAAAGUGAUCUAGAAGAGACAUUCAGACAACGCCGCAAUUUCUACUACCUUACCGGAUGUAACCUAAAGAACUGCUCUUUCAUUUUCGACAUACAAUCAUGCCAAUCAACGCUGCUGAUUCCCGCUGCAGACCCAGAAGAGAUUAUCUGGUCUGGAGUACCUCUAAGCAUCCAAGAAGCUCUGGACCGCUAUGAUGUUGAUCACGUCCUCUACACAUCCGAAACCGAGACAUUGUUAGAGCAUCUCAUUGCAAAAUACCCGGAGUCGACUCUGUAUACCUUGCCAUCUCCAGCAUUUAAACUCGGGAGCAAGGAUUCAUUCCGCCAAGAUGAUUCUCUACUCCUGAAGAAUGCCAUCGAAGCUGCACGUGUUAUCAAAGACGAGUAUGAAGUCGCCAUGAUCCGAAAGGCCAACUACAUAUCCAGCAUGGCGCACCUGGAAGUUAUGAAGAGAGUCAGAACCUUAUCAUCAGAGUUAGAGAUCGAGGCAGGGUUUGUAGCGAAUUGCACAGUGAAAGGGUCAAGGACGCCGGCAUAUCCUUCCGUCGUUGGAAGUGGACGAGCAGGAGCGAUCUUGCAUUACGAAGACAAUAAUGCAAGUCUUGAAGGAAAACUUAAUGUUCUACAUGAUGCCGGAACCGAAUGGGAGUGUUAUGCAUCCGAUAUUACAAGGACAUUCCCCAUAUCCGGCAAGUUUUCUCCCGAAUCUAAAGCGAUCUACGAACUCGUUCUCAAGAUGCAGAAAGACUGCAUGGCCAUGAUAAAGCCAGGCGCCAAUUGGGACGAUAUUCACAUCCAAGCACACAAAAUUGCCAUUGACGGCCUGCUGGAGUUCGGAAUCAUGAAAGGAGACAGGGAAGAGAUAUUCGCUUCUCAGACAAGUCUUGCGUUCUUCCCUCAUGGCUUAGGACAUUACCUCGGGUUAGAUGUUCAUGACGUUGGUGGCAAGUCGAACGAUCGGGACGAGAAUGGUAUGAUGCGGUAUCUGCGAAAACGGGGCCCGCUUCCUACAGGCUCCGUGGUCACUGUUGAACCUGGAAUUUAUUUCUGUAAAGAGAUCAUCUUACCGCACCUCGAGUCCGAAAAACAUCAACGGUUUAUCGAUGAAGAUGUGUUGAACAGGUACUGGGAGGUUGGUGGCGUGCGCAUCGAGGACAACGUACUAGUGACGGACGACGGUUAUGAGAAUCUGACCAUGGUUAUGAAGGAAGUGAGUGAAAUUGAGGCUCUCGUCCGUUAA
This is a messenger RNA of Aaosphaeria arxii CBS 175.79, 1386 nucleotides long. RefSeq lists its product as uncharacterized. Gene Ontology annotation, molecular function: metalloaminopeptidase activity; manganese ion binding. NCBI's taxonomy places the organism in Eukaryota, Fungi, Ascomycota, Dothideomycetes, Pleosporales. The transcript has 5 exons. The record is from RefSeq and is a predicted model, not a curated record. The coding region runs from base 1 to 1386 and encodes 461 amino acids.